Lolium perenne is the source of this 2112-nucleotide messenger RNA. RefSeq names its product F-box protein SKIP23. Lineage: Eukaryota; Viridiplantae; Streptophyta; Magnoliopsida; Poales; Poaceae. The record is from RefSeq and is a predicted model, not a curated record. Gene Ontology annotation, molecular function: protein binding.
ACACAGCGCCCAAUUUCCAAUCGAGGUUGGCAGCGCCGCCGCCGGCUCUCCGCUCGCCUGCUCCGCCCACCGGCUCGCCCACGCCACACCCUUCCGCUGUCUACCGCGUUCCCACUCGUCUAUCGCCGCCGCCUCCCCACCCCACAGGAGUUGGAGUCCUCCCGGCGGCGCGACGUGGAUGAGGAGCGCGGUGCGUGGCUGGGGGCGGUGCUGUGAGGGGUGACCGGGGGCGGGGCGCUUGACCGGUUGGUUCCUGAUUUGAGGAGGAUCGAGCAGGUCGGGCGGUUGGGGAAGACGAGUCAGCCGAGUGCUGUCCAUCGAGCGCACGAGAGACAACUAUACGCGUCCAAGAAGUAUGGACGACCCAGAGCGCAGAUGAAUACUCGUCGCAUCAGGAUCCACAUGUCAGUUUGAGGUUUCAGCCGUCUUGUAUCCGGGGACCGGCGCGACCGGAGGGUGGGAGGAUUUGGUGGCGGCGGUUGGGAAGAAGCAUAAGGAGAGAAUAGCGCAGGCGUGAUCGCGCCGAUUGCACUGGGGUGCUAUUGCUACGCCGGUUCUUCGUUUGUUGAGGUUCAAAGUAUCCGACAAUCGAUGGAGAAAGCUCGUUUUUCUGAGGAUUCUGCAGAUCCAAGCACCAAUUGCGAUUGGUCCCAACUUCAGGCUGACCUGCUGGUUCAGAUCUUCGGCAGUCUCGAAAUCCCAGAUCUUUUCAGCUCAGGUGCCGUGUGUCGUUCUUGGCACCUGAAUUAUCUGGAGGCCCGUCGUCUCCGCCUGUGCUCCCCAAACCAGAGUCCCUACCUUGUUUAUUCCUCCGGCGACCGUGACGCCAACACGGCCACCCUGCAUAACAUGUCCACCAACAAGCUCUACCACGUCACCCUCUCAGAGCCUGCCUUCCGCACACGCUAUGUCAUGGGCUCCUCCCAUGGCUGGCUCAUCACCGCCGACGAGCGGUCCAAUCUCAUAUUUGUCAACCCUGUAACCAGAGCUGAGAUAGUUAUGCCUCCACCCGAAACCAUGAACAAUGUCAGGCUCCGCUACACUGAAGAGGGCGUGCUAGAUGGGUAUGAUAUCCUCUCCUUGGAUCUGAUCUCUCGGGAUUUUGACAUUGAAACUGAGACGUAUGAUGUUACACUUGAAGAAGGCCGCUUUCACUUCUAUUUGAGGGUCGUUCUUACUUGUGAUCCCUCCAGUGCAAACUGCAUAGUCCUCCGAGUACACUUUCCAUAUGAUCACCUCUCUUAUGCUAGGGUUGGGGACACCAAAUGGACUUGGAUUGAUACAAAUGAAGAUUGCUGGUGUUAUCAAGAUAUACUUUAUAACAAUAGUGAUGGUCUGUUUUACGGUGUUCGUGGUAGGGGUGAGAUCGAUUCUAUUGAUCUUAGUGGGCCCUCUGCUGAAGUGAAGGCCAUUUUGAAGCCUGUCAUAUCCUAUCAAUUACAUACUAGAUAUAUUGUUCGAGCACCAUGGGGAGAUUUUUUGCAGAUAUGGAGACACGAUAGAUAUAAUGAGGAGAAUGGGAAAAUGGAACGAGUUGCAGCCAAAUUUUUUGUCUACAAGGUCGAUUUUGUUGAACAAAAGCUUGUGCAAACAGAUAGCAUCCAAGAGCACGCAUUGUUCAUUGGUUUCAAUAGCUCUUUCUUGCUUCCCGUUAAAGAUUUCCCUGCGUUGAUUCCCAAUAGCAUCUAUCACACGGAUGACUUGAUGCAUUAUAUCUGUUCUCAAAGAUUUGGUCUCAGACAAGUUGUUGUCUUUAAUAUGAAAGACAACAGUUUCCUUGAGUUAUCGCCUCCUAGUUCAGAUGCAAGAUUGAACUGGCCACCCCCAGUAUGGAUUCAACCAUCACUUACUUGAGAUCCAUCAUGGAAGCAAUCCGGUGAAUGGAUAGUUGUUUAUCCAGGCCAGCCAUCCCUUCUUCUCCCAGCCUUACAUGGAAUUAGCUGUCUAAAUAGCUCGUAGCUACCAAAUGGGGCAUCUCUUGCCCGUGCUGAAAUCCCACCGGCCGUUGUCAAGGUCCUGCACAGCAAUUAUUAGACGAAUAGUUUGUGUUCAGUAUACUUUCGUUUAGGCUGCAAACUUUGUGUUAACUGUUGGAGGAGCACCUAUUUCUAA